ACAGGAUCCUCUCCGACACAGUGUUCUCCGGGUUGUCAUCAUGAUCAGAGCUGUCUCCUCCUAGCGAAAACUUGCAUUUUACCAUCAUUCAUUCUGAAACCAUUUCUUGUCAUCCAUUCUGAAAUAUUACUAAGAUAUAAAUUAUAAAUACAUUCUGUAAAUCAUAAAUCAUUCAUUAACCAUGUCUCCGAAACAAGAAGAAUCUAACCCUCUCAUGGUUCAAUUCCUCUGCGAGACCGAAGUCAACUAUAAACCCAGUGAUCUAGCCAUUGAUCAAUCUGAGCUCUACUUCUCCGCGGAGGAAUCCCAACCAGGGAGGAAUACAGAAGUAAAGAGGAACAGUCGAUGGUGCUGGGUUGUACUUGUAGCUGGAUUUCUAACCCUAAGCGUCCUGGAUGGAGUAGGAUACAGUUUUGGAGUCCUAUUGGAUCCUCUAGUAGCAGAACUAGGAGUAGGACGAGGAGGGAUAUCUAUAGUUGGGAGCCUCCAAACCGGAGUAUACUCCAUCUCAGGACUUAUUGCCUCCAAGGCUACCUCCAGGUAUGGAACAAGAAAAGUUUGCAGUUUCGGAAAUAUUAUUGCAGCUCUGGGAUUAAUUCUAUCAAGUUUCUCUUGGGAUUUACCCUCUCUGCUCCUCACCUACUCUGUUAUCACCGGAGUAGGGUUUGGGUUCAUGUAUAUACCAGCCAUAGUUGCAGUAGCCGAGCAUUUUACAGAACGGAGAUCUUUAGCCCUCGGUAUUUGUGUUUGUGGAACUGGAAUCGGAACCUUUGUAGUUGCUCCUCUAGAGGCAGUUAUACUCAGCAGUAUGGGAUGGAGAUGGACCUUAGUUGUAUUGAGUGGGAUGUGUAUCAUCUGCUUGGCUUGCUCUGCUACAAUGAGUCCUGUCCAGAACGAGGAUGAGGAGGACGGUUCAACCCCGAUAUUCUAUCCUGGAACUAAAAAUAGAUCUCUUCUCCAGCAGGUUGGAUGCUGUAUACUUGGAGAAGAAUUGUUUUAUCAUCCGAACCUUCCAACUUUCCUCAUCGUAGCUUUAGCUGAUGUGCUAGGAACUCUAGCCUUGUUUGUUCCGUUUACUUAUCUCCCGGAGCUAGCGGAGUCAACAGGAAUUCUCCCAACCCAGGCAGCCUUCCUCAUCUCAGCUAUAGGAAUUGCAAGCAGUGUGGGACGUAUUCUCUCUGGAUGGAUUGACGAUCAACCAUGGAGUAAUCCCAUCCUACUCACUGGUCUAGUUAUACUUGGAGCUGCUUUCCAACCUGUCUUCUUGACUUGGUGCUCUGGGUACGCUUCGUUCCUAGUGUUCUCCUGCUUGUACGGAUUAUUUACCGGAGUCUGGAUUGCUGCCUGUUCUCCAAUUCUGCUUAGUAUUCUCAGUCUUCAUCUCCUUCCACCAGCUUUCGGUCUUAUGACCGCCAUCCAGGGAUUGGCGGCGCUGCUAGGAUCUCCUAUUGCUGGAUUAGCUGUGGACUAUUUUCAAUCUUCUAGGAUUGCUCUGCUCCUCUCUACAGUGUGUCUCAGCUGUUCAACCUCAGUUUUCAUGCUAGCAUAUAUCCAGGACCGGAGAACUAAACAUAGGAUGAGAUACCAAGAGAUCCUCUGAUUUAAACUAUUAAUCUUUAUUUCAGAUUUAUCUUAUUGACAGAUCUCAUGCAAUUCAAACUGCCAUUUAAAGGGACUGUAAACGUAAUUUUAAGUGACCUUGCAUGCAAAGAAGGUUAUAACAGAUUCACAACGGUACACGUUAAACCUUUGACGGAUUAUGGAUGAAGGAGAAUGUCUAAGUUCUCUCAAUAAAAAGUCGUAUUAUCUGCGUUUUUGCGGAUAAUUCUUAACUGGCUGACGUACAUGGAAGUUUUUUAUGUAAUUUUCUUAUUCCAAUAUCACUUUUUAAUACCGCAAAAAUUUUUUUUUCUUUAAAUUACGAUUACAAUCCCUUUAAACUUACACAUCACGCAUAGUAUACACGAACUAUAGACAGCUGUCGAUUGUCAAUUUUUAUAAAAUUUACGAUUAUAAAAUAAAAUUGUAUAUAAUUAA
Eurytemora carolleeae is the source of this 2037-nucleotide messenger RNA. Its product is annotated as monocarboxylate transporter 13. The record is from RefSeq and is a predicted model, not a curated record. The transcript has 6 exons. NCBI's taxonomy places the organism in Eukaryota, Metazoa, Arthropoda, Copepoda, Calanoida, Temoridae. Gene Ontology annotation, biological process: monocarboxylic acid transport; transmembrane transport. Gene Ontology annotation, molecular function: monocarboxylic acid transmembrane transporter activity. The coding region runs from base 182 to 1600 and encodes 472 amino acids.